Diabrotica balteata is the source of this 426-nucleotide messenger RNA. The record is from the annotation of a GenBank genome assembly. Lineage: Eukaryota; Metazoa; Arthropoda; Insecta; Coleoptera; Chrysomelidae.
AUGUAUUAUAAACCCAUUGAGCUUGUGUCAUCCAAAACGCCACACUUCUGCAGACCAGAAAUAAGAAAAGUCAAGAGAGUUCUUUUCGGAGCUGUCGAUCACAUCGCCACUCAAAGAUUCGUGGACCAAGAAUUAGAAAAAGUCAGAGUGACGAAGUCAGAGAAAUGGAACUUCGACUUCCAACAUGAACGAUCAUUGAGCCCAAGCGGAGAUUACCAAUGGAAACCUGCGACUCCUGUUAAAAAACAACCUUUAAGUUUGAAACAUGCCAUAAUUGAAUUCGAAGGUCAAGAUUUGUACCCCAUUCCCGAUGAUAUUAUCAGACCUAUUCCUAUUAUGCUUUCAUCAACGCCGAGAGAAGAGGUGACGUCACCCAGAAAAACGCAUCCAAGAACACAACCACAGCGUCUUAUUACCGGUGAGUAA